AUGAUUAUUAUGUCCGAAGUGAGCCAACCUUCUACUGGAGUACGACUGUCUCAGCCUCAAGUUGUUGCAUAUAUGGAUGCACACUGUGCUGGUGAAGGAACGCUUUGCGUCAGCGAAAGCCAAGUAACGUGGAUUUGUCGCUCUAGCGGCUUGGGUUUCUCUCUGACAUAUCCGUCCAUCAUACUUCAUGCAAUUUCCACCGAUCUCAGCACAUUUCCUCAAGAGUGCAUUUAUGUGCUUGUGGAUGCAUCUAAAAGCGAGCGACGUAGAAGACGCACCGUUCCUCUUUACACUGCUGCCGAGGCAAGAAACGUACAAGAUCUUCAACUCGCUGAAGAAGAGCUCAACCAAAAUGGAGACAUUUCCGAUGAGGAUGACGAUGAAGAAGCGAAAAAUGUAGUCAUCCGAUUUGUACCUUCUGAUGUUAGCGUUUUACAACAAAUCUACUCAGAAAUGUGCGCAUGCCAAGAGCUUAAUCCAGACGAAGGUGAUGACUUCUCAGAUGAGGAAGGAGACGGUGCGAUGGCCGUCGAUGCUAAUGCAGACCCCUUAAUGAGUGGAGAUGGAUGGUAUACUGCCGAUAAUGUAAGAGUUUUGUUCCAUCUUUUCUUUCUUGAUUUAUCUUGUUUAAUCAUUCUAAAAAAAUAACU
This is a messenger RNA of Strongylus vulgaris, 650 nucleotides long. NCBI's taxonomy places the organism in Eukaryota, Metazoa, Nematoda, Chromadorea, Rhabditida, Strongylidae. The record is from the annotation of a GenBank genome assembly.